CCGCCGCGGUCGGAUCUCGGUCGCCCCGGUAACGCGCGUGGGUCCGGUUCCUCACCAUGAGCGUCCUGGUCACGCGGGUUCUGAGGGCCCGGGGCUGGGGCGCGGGGUGCUGUCGCGGCGCCUCGGAAUUCCGGCUGCCUCCGCCGGGCGCCGUGAACGUGGCGGAGCUGCUGCGAGAUGCGACAACAGCGGAGAAGGGGCCGCGGGAGGCGGCGGCGCGGCGGCCGCCCGGCCAGUGCUCGGUGCUGCUCUUCCCGGGCCAGGGCAGCCAGGUGGUGGGCAUGGGCCGUGGUCUACUCCGCUACCCUCGCGUCCGCGAGCUCUACGCCGCCGCCCGCCGCGUGCUAGGCUACGAUCUGCUGGAGCUGAGCCUGCACGGGCCGCAGGAGGACCUCGACCGCACCGUGUACUGCCAGCCCGCGAUCUUCGUGGCUUCGCUGGCCGCCGUGGAGAAACUGAAUCACCUGCAGCCCGCGGUCAUUGAGAACUGUGUUGCUGCUGCUGGGUUCAGUGUGGGAGAAUUUGCAGCCCUGGUGUUUGCCGGAGCCAUGGAAUUUUCUGAAGGCCUGUACGCAGUGAAGAUCCGCGCGGAGGCGAUGCAGGAGGCCUCCGAAGCCGUCCCCAGCGGGAUGCUGUCCGUCCUCGGCCGGCCGCAGUCCAAGUUUGCCUUUGCCUGUUCGGAAGCCCGGGAGCACUGCAAGACGCUGGGUAUAGAGAACCCUGUGUGCGAGGUGGCCAACUACCUCUUUCCGGACUGCAGGGUGAUUUCGGGACACCUGGAGGCUCUGCAGUUUCUCCAGAAGAACUCCUCCAAGUAUCACUUCAGACGCACCAAGAUGCUGCCGGUCAGCGGCGCGUUCCACACCCGCCUCAUGGAGCCAGCCCUGGAGCCCCUGACACAGGUGUUGAAGGCCAUCGACAUCAGGAAGCCCCUGGUGUCAGUGCACUCCAACGUCCGUGGGGACAGGCACAUGCACCCGCAGCACAUCCGGAAGCUGCUGGCCCAGCAGGUGGUCUCCCCGGUGAAGUGGGAGCAGACGAUGCACGCCUUGUACGAGAGGAAGAAGGGCACAGAGUUCCCCCAGACUUUUGAGGUGGGGCCUGGGAAGCAGCUAGGGGCCAUCCUGAGGAGCUGUAACCUGCAGGCCUGGAAGUCGUACAGCAACGUGGAGGUGCUGGAAGCUGGCGAGCCCCCCGAUCAGGACUCAUAGGGUCCCCCGAUGAGCAAGGGGCAGGGUGGGGGGCUGUCUCUGCCCUUCCCAUCCAGCCUCCCCCCACCCCCGCCCCGCGUGAUUGG
Molecule: messenger RNA, 1297 nt
Organism: Pteronotus mesoamericanus
Lineage: Eukaryota; Metazoa; Chordata; Mammalia; Chiroptera; Mormoopidae
Gene: MCAT
Product: malonyl-CoA-acyl carrier protein transacylase
Exons: 4
Coding region: 57-1211 (384 amino acids)
Molecular function (GO): transferase activity
Source: RefSeq, a predicted model, not a curated record